This is a messenger RNA of Telopea speciosissima, 1969 nucleotides long. RefSeq names its product ALBINO3-like protein 1, chloroplastic. Gene Ontology annotation, cellular component: chloroplast thylakoid membrane. Gene Ontology annotation, biological process: thylakoid membrane organization; protein insertion into membrane; protein localization to chloroplast. Gene Ontology annotation, molecular function: membrane insertase activity. The record is from RefSeq and is a predicted model, not a curated record. NCBI's taxonomy places the organism in Eukaryota, Viridiplantae, Streptophyta, Magnoliopsida, Proteales, Proteaceae. The transcript is spliced from 11 exons. The coding region runs from base 27 to 1703 and encodes 558 amino acids.
UCCAAGUUUUUUGGGUCUAAACAAUAAUGGCGACUUUCUUCUGCUUACGACCUCACUCGCUCGUCCUCUCUCCUACCGUAGACAAAACCAGGCAUGUCAACCGUCUUCUCCACCGAACCUCCCAUGGUUUCUCCAAUAAAAAAUCUCUCCUUCCUUGUAAGGUUGGUGUUGUCAGGUCCUCUUUAAGUCCUGAUUCGUUUCCCGAUCCGGAGAGUGCAGAAACUCUCGUUCGACAACUGUUCGGAAGAGCUGAAGGCUUUAUCUAUACGAUUGCCGAUGCUGCGGUGUCUUCUUCGGAUUCUGUGACUGCCACUAAACCGAACGGUGACUGGUUUUCUGGAAUUACCGGUUAUUUGGAGAGUGUUCUCAAGGUUUUGAAGGACGGAUUUUCGUCUUUACAUGUCCCCUACUCUUAUGGAUUUGCGAUUAUUCUUCUCACUGUUAUUGUUAAAGCUGCCACAUUUCCUCUGACGAAGAAGCAGGUUGAAUCUGCAAUGGCAAUGCGUUCUUUGCAACCUCAAGUAAAGGCUAUUCAGCAACGUUACGCAGGAGAUCAGGAGAAAAUACAACUUGAAACUGCUCGCUUGUAUAAAUUAGCAAGUGUAAACCCAUUGGCAGGAUGCCUUCCCACUCUGGCUACAAUACCUGUUUGGAUCGGACUAUAUAGAGCUCUUUCUAAUGUGGCAGAUGAGGGGCUCCUUACAGAAGGUUUUUUCUGGAUUCCCUCCCUCGCUGGUCCAACUACAAUUGCUGCUCGACAAAGUGGCAGUGGGAUCUCUUGGCUUUUCCCAUUUGUAGAUGGUCAUCCACCCCUUGGUUGGUCAGACACCUUGGCAUAUCUUGUUCUACCUACAUUGCUUGUCAUCUCACAAUAUAUCUCCGUUCAAAUUAUGCAGUCAUCACAGGCUAAUGAUCCAAACUUGAAGAGUUCCCAAGCUAUAACUAAGUUCCUGCCGUUGAUGAUCGGUUAUUUUGCGCUUUCUGUUCCCUCUGGCCUGAGUCUUUAUUGGUUGACAAAUAACAUUCUGAGUACAGCACAACAGAUAUGGCUCCAAAAGCUGGGUGGGGCCAAAAAUCCAGUGGGGCAGCUUAGUGUUGAUACCACUGUGGAAGAGCAACCCAAGAUUCAUAAGUCUAACCUAGAAGUUGACUCAACCAAAGCAGAGCAGAAACCUGUGGGAAAAUUGACUCAGGAAGGGCCAAGUCCUGGUGAAAGAUUUAAACAGUUAAAGGAGCUAGAGGCUCGGAGGAGACAACAAAGGGAAGAACAAAAGACAAAAGCAGCAGCUGAAGGAACUGAAACAUUGAAGGCAGCCGAAGAGAAAGAAGCAAAUGAGGCCAAUUUUGUCAAGGCAGAAGUCAAAAGAUCUGAAGCAGAUUCAUAUUCUAAUGGGAAUGAAAAAGUUCAAUUAGUGCAUGAAAUCCAUGAUUCUUCUAGUGCUGGAGUUACCCUUGUGAAUGGUGAUCACUCCAUUCUGGGAUCAAAGGAAGAACAUAAGAAGAUGACUGUAUCUAGGAUGGAAAAUGGUGGGCUUUCUGUCGACUAUGAGGUUGAUGGAAAGGAUGAACAACACUUUGACAAAAACAUGGAUAAGGAAGUAGCAGUGGAACCAUACAGUACUUCAAAUAUUUCAGGUGGUAAAUGUUCCAGUGAAGUUUUUGAUGAUCGAGGGGAUAAACAAAGUGAAAGAGAUGAAGCUUAGACACUCAACUCAAACUUGGAUAAUUUUUUCAAGUGAGAACAAAAUUGCGUUGGUUUCAGCUUCAGUUGUACAAAAGAGGUACAGAAAGGACAGACCCCUCCGAACGCACAUAGGUAGUUCCCUGUUUUGGCUAAAAGCAUGAUUUGUAAGGCCUUGGGAUCCAUGAGGUGUAAAUUGUUGUACUCAUAGAUGAAUAUCGGACUAAUAAGAUUUUGAGUCUCGAAGUAUUUACUGUUGUAGAAUGCCUUAUUAUGUAACAAUUGUCU